AUGAAGGCAGAAUAUGACCAAGAAUUAAAUAUAUACUUAGCUUCAAUUUUAGAAGAACUUAUUACUGAAAAAAGCCAAGAAAAAAAUACAAUCGAUCAAAUUAUAAACAAUCAAAAAGGCAUUGGAAGCUAUUCAAAAUGGU
Messenger RNA from Dentiscutata heterogama, 142 nucleotides. The record is from the annotation of a GenBank genome assembly. Lineage: Eukaryota; Fungi; Glomeromycota; Glomeromycetes; Diversisporales; Gigasporaceae.